CAUCAUGCAUUGGACAAACGAGAGUUUCCCAAAAGGGUUUAUACUCCUUGGCUUCUCAGAGAGGCCCUGGUUGCAAAUACCUCUUUUGGUGGUCCUCUUACUAUCCUAUACAUUCACCAUCUUUGGUAAUGUGUCCAUCAUGACAGUAUGCCUCCUGGAUCCCAAACUUCAUACACCCAUGUAUUUCUUUCUCACUAAUCUCUCCAUCUUAGACCUCUGCUACACCACCACCACAGUCCCUCAUAUGUUGGCAAAUAUUUGUCACAACAAAAAUACCAUCAGCUAUGGUGGCUGUGUGGCCCAGCUCAUCAUCUUCCUGGCCUUGGGUGCUACUGAAUGUCUCCUCCUGGUGGUCAUGUCCUUUGACAGAUUUGUGGCCAUUUGUCGACCUCUCCACUAUGUAGUCAUCAUGAAUCCAGCAUUCUGCCUGAGGAUGGCAACUUUCUCCUGGCUCACUGGAUUCAGUAACUCUCUGUUGCAGUCUUCCUUAACCCUGAGUAUGCCGCGCUGUGGUCAUCGGGAGGUGGACCACUUUUUCUGCGAGGUCCCUGCUCUUCUCAAGUUGUCUUGUGCUGACACUAAGCCUAUUGAGGCUGAGCUCUUUUUCUUCAGUGUCUUAAUUCUGCUAAUUCCAGUGACAUUGAUUCUCAUCUCCUAUGGCUUCAUAGCUCAAACAGUAUUAAAAAUCAGGUCAGCAGAAGGAAGGCGCAAAGCUUUCGGGACCUGUGGAUCCCACAUGAUUGUUGUGUCUCUCUUUUAUGGAACAGGCAUCUAUAUGUACCUCCAGCCACCUUCAUCCACUUCCAAGGACUGGGGAAAGAUGGUUUCUCUCUUCUAUGGGAUCAUCACACCCAUGUUGAACCCACUCAUCUACAGCCUUAGAAACAAAGACAUGAAGGAUGCCUUCAAGAGGGUGAUGUCCAGAAUCUUUUUCUGUAAGAAAUAGGAAGUACACCAUUGUGAGGACAUCAUCAGAGACAUCAUCCUCUGAAAUAGAGCUAAUGUUUUCAGGGAUUUUCUUAUGGUCUA
Molecule: messenger RNA, 1029 nt
Organism: Dipodomys ordii (Ord's kangaroo rat)
Lineage: Eukaryota; Metazoa; Chordata; Mammalia; Rodentia; Heteromyidae
Product: putative olfactory receptor 2B3
Exons: 1
Coding region: 5-946 (313 amino acids)
Biological process (GO): G protein-coupled receptor signaling pathway
Cellular component (GO): membrane
Molecular function (GO): olfactory receptor activity; G protein-coupled receptor activity
Source: RefSeq, a predicted model, not a curated record